Messenger RNA from Oryzias melastigma (Indian medaka), 582 nucleotides. It is a transcript of the gene ins, whose product is annotated as preproinsulin. Bases 149 to 490 code for a protein of 113 amino acids. Gene Ontology annotation, cellular component: extracellular region. Gene Ontology annotation, molecular function: hormone activity. The transcript has 3 exons. Lineage: Eukaryota; Metazoa; Chordata; Actinopteri; Beloniformes; Adrianichthyidae. The record is from RefSeq and is a predicted model, not a curated record.
AACAAUCUUAGGCGGGACGGCGGCGGUGGGGGUUGAGGGGGCGUGUUCAGAUGGACAUAUAAAAGAAGGCAAAGCCCUCCACUCUGCCCUACACCCAGCAGCUGCCCCGGUCUUCCUCGCCGUACAAGAACCUCCUCUGUUCUCCAGGAUGGCAGCGCUGUGGCUCCAGACGUUUUCCUUGCUGUGUCUGCUCAUCGUGUCGUUUCCAGGCUCCCGAGCCAUCCCUCCACAGCACCUGUGUGGCUCUCACCUGGUGGAAGCUCUGUACCUGGUCUGUGGAGACAGAGGCUUCUUCUACAACCCCAAGAGAGACGUGGACCCUCUUGCUGGGUUUCUGUCCCCAAAGAUGGGGGGCGCCACAGGUACCGGGAACGAAGUGGCCGAGUUCGCCUUCAAGGACCAGAUGGAGAUGAUGGUUAAGAGAGGUAUCGUUGAGCAGUGCUGCCACAAGCCGUGCAACCUCUUUGACUUGGAGAACUACUGCAACUGAGCAGGAACCGGACUCUGCCAGAACCCAACAAGAACCCAGAGCUGGACCACUGCGUCCAGAUAUUUAAAUAAAGUUUUGUGAACUGAAACCUC